CCACCGUUAACCACACCCAACGUGUCAAUAUGGACAUGCACAAAGUCUAUUCCUCCAUCGUCAAACCACCAUGAUACCGCAAUUAGCGCUUGCGAUAGUCGCAGCACUCAACCUCUUCAAAGCCGUCAGUGCGGAAAUUGCGCCCGAGCUCACAACCGUCGUGGAAGGCUACAACGUGAUCGCCAAGCUGCCCUGCAUCGGCUGUCCGUUCCUGUACCAAGAUACGUCGAAAGGGAGCAACGAGCCGUGGAUAAAGAGGAAGGAUAAAAACGCCCUGCUCCUCAAUAUCAGUCUGCCAUUCGACUCUGCACAUCUCAGCGUCAACACCGCCGCGCUGCUCACUUCGUCAAAUGUCCUGCCCCGCAUCUUCGCAAAUCAGGUCUUGCUUGAUACGUCGAAAGAGGAUCUGGCUAAGCUCAUCGACGCAGACCAACUCGAAUCAGGCGGUUAUUUCGGAAUCUCGUAUGCGUACUCACUCCGCCAUGUCAAGGACUCAACAGCCCUAGUCUUCCAGUUCGACAUCUCCGAGCUAUGGAGCGAUCUGCCCGAGACUCCCAUCACCGUGAAACUAGACGACCCGGCGCAGAAGAUGCUAGAAGUCGUCUUACUGCAGCGCCCGAUGCUAUCCGCCAGCGACCCAGGCCCAGCGUACGAAAUCAUCCGGACGUCGCUUGUCGCGAGGCCAGAAUCCAGCGCGCACCAGCGCACCAUGGCGUUCCACGAAUGGGAUGCGUUUGGCCAAAAGGGCACAUCUGCACACCUGUUUUCGUCCCUCUUCGAUGCGUUCAUCACGUACUUGAGUUCUGGCGUCUGGGCGCUGUUUACCUUUGUAUUUGGGAUUAUCGGCCUUUUUGUCGUGAUUUGCUUAUUUUGUAUCUUUGGGUGGGGGUUCUGGAAAGAUGAGUAUGAGCAGGCGCAGCAUGGGAAGAGGCGCGGGGGGAGUGGGAAUGAUGUCGAGAAGGCGAGGAGGUUUAGGAGUGCGGAGGAGCUGGGGUUGCGGGGCGGGGGGAAUGUUGUUGGUGUUGGGAAGAGUGAUUGAGUGAUUACAUGAUGAUAUGGCAGGAAUGGCGUUCGAUGAACAUAAAUGGAAGUGGGAGAUAGUCUAUGUUC
Molecule: messenger RNA, 1110 nt
Organism: Dothidotthia symphoricarpi CBS 119687
Lineage: Eukaryota; Fungi; Ascomycota; Dothideomycetes; Pleosporales; Dothidotthiaceae
Exons: 2
Coding region: 71-1039 (322 amino acids)
Source: RefSeq, a predicted model, not a curated record